AUGCCUAGUAUGAAUGUAACCAUGUAUGUUUCAGUUGCUGACAUCAUUGACGGGAAAAUAUAUGUAACUGGAUACUGUAACAACCCAACGAAGAUGGUCAUGCCGGUGUUCGAUACAGAAACAGAAAUGUGGGAGCCUAAGAAGACAACGCCAGAGACAAUGAGUAACCACCUGUGGCCUGGUGAGUGUGUGGUUAUGGCUGGCAAGAUGUACAUGAGGGAUCAUAUUAACAGCUUUGUUUAUAUUUACGAGCCAAAGGAAAGUAAAUGGGAGACGGACAAGAUGCUGAAUAAGUUCAAGUGGAAGGAUGCGUGUGUCGUUGAUGACGUAUUGUAUUACUACGAUUCUGUUUCGGCGAUGCUGAGAGCUUAUGACCCAAAAGAGAGUAGUUGGCUAGUGGUGAAUGGUUUGAAAGAAUUGUUGGCUGAGGCGAGAUAUUCAGUCUGGUCGUAAACUGGGAGCUACGGUGGGAAACUGGCUAUGUUUUUUCCGAAAACAACAGGUAGAACAAAAGCUAUCUGGUGUGCGGAGAUUUCGCUAGAAAGACGUCGUCAAGGAAAGGAGAUUUGGGGUAAAGUUGAGUGGUGUGAUGAUGUUUUGGUUGGUGGUGAUUUUUACGUUAAAAAAUCUCUAGAUGUUAUUGUUUGA
Molecule: messenger RNA, 648 nt
Organism: Brassica napus (rape)
Lineage: Eukaryota; Viridiplantae; Streptophyta; Magnoliopsida; Brassicales; Brassicaceae
Product: F-box/kelch-repeat protein At4g38940
Exons: 1
Molecular function (GO): protein binding
Source: RefSeq, a predicted model, not a curated record